AUGUCAGCAACCGCUGCGCUGGCGAGGACCAGGACUCAUAACAACUCCGAACUGCGUCAACCGCAGGAGGGAUCGCAAAGACUAACCCCAACAACCCUAUUAUGGCUUCCGUGGACAACAUGGCUGCGAGUGUUUACGGGAAAUUUAGAUUAG
Pochonia chlamydosporia 170 is the source of this 153-nucleotide messenger RNA. RefSeq lists its product as hypothetical. Lineage: Eukaryota; Fungi; Ascomycota; Sordariomycetes; Hypocreales; Clavicipitaceae. The transcript is spliced from 2 exons. The coding region runs from base 1 to 153 and encodes 50 amino acids. The record is from RefSeq and is a predicted model, not a curated record.